AUGACAGGUUUGACACCUUCGACCAAAUUGGAUAACGUGGACGAGCAGGCGGCGCAGAUCCGGCGAGAGCUGGACGGGAGGCUGCAGCUGGCGGAGAAGAUCAACAGGGAGCGGAGGUACCCCAAGCUGCUGUCCCCCGACAUGGAGGCCCUGUACGUGGAGGAGCUCAGGUCCUCGGUGAAUCUGCUCAUGGCCAAUCUGGAGAGUCUCCCGGUCUCUAAAGGGGGACCGGACUUCAAGCAGAAACUCAAGCGCUCCUCCCUCAACAACUCGUUCCUGGACAUGGGCGACGAGGGCGACAUCCUGUCCAAGUCAGACGUGGUGCUGUCUUUUAACAUCGAGAUAGUGAUCAUAGAAGUGCAGGGCCUGAAGUCGAUGGCUCCAAACAGAAUUGUUUACUGCACGAUGGAGGUGGAGGGAGGAGAGAAGCUGCAGACGGACCAGGCCGAAGCCUCCAGACCACAGUGGGGGACACAGGGGGACUUUGUAACCACUCAUCCGCUGCCUUCAGUCAAAGUGAAGCUGUUUACGGAGAGCACCGGGGUCCUGGCGCUGGAGGACAAGGAGCUCGGGCGGGUGGUGCUGAACCCCACCACAAACGGACCCAAACAGGCAGAGUUUCACCGGAUGGUUGUCCCAAAAAACAGUCAGGACACAGAGCUGAAGAUCAAACUGGCCGUUCGAAUGGACAAGCCUCCCAACAUGAAGCACAGUGGAUACCUCUAUGCGCUCGGUCAGCGGGUUUGGAAACGUUGGAAACGAAGAUAUUUUGUUCUUGUGCAGGUCAGCCAGUACACCUUCGCCAUGUGCAGCUACAGAGAGAAGAAGGCUGAACCGCAGGAGCUGAUGCAGCUGGAGGGCUACACCGUGGACUACUGCGACCCUCAGCCCGGUCUGCAGGGAGGCCGGGUGUUCUUCAACGCGGUGCGGGAGGGCGAGCUGGUGAUGUUCGCCUGUGACGACGAGCAGGACCGGGUGCUGUGGGUCCAGGCCAUGUAUCGAGCCACGGGACAGUCCUACAAACCUGUGCCCCCGCUCCAAAACAAGAGCCUGAACUGCAGAGGGAUCAACCAGAAGACCACGUCCCCCAUCAUGGGUCUCUCGUUGGAUGGCUCUGUCCCGGUGUAUUUGCGUCCUGACCUGUCGUCUCCGCUCGGACAGGCAGAGCGUGGCCGUUUGGACCCGUCCCAGCGCCAGGGAGUAGAAGGCCUCAUAUCCGCUGCCCCGUCCCGCUUCGACCACGCCGCCCUGUUCACCAUCUUACAGAAGAACACGCUCCUGCACAGGAUGAACGACUCCUUCUCCUGCCUGUGGCCCACGCCCCUCUCCCCGUGGCCCAUUGUCGGGGCCUUUUGGUGGGCUUUGUGCUCCAACCUGAGCCCCCUUUUCAUCCACACGUUCUGGAGAAAGGGCCGCAUCUGUUGA
This is a messenger RNA of Knipowitschia caucasica, 1425 nucleotides long. Lineage: Eukaryota; Metazoa; Chordata; Actinopteri; Gobiiformes; Gobiidae. The record is from the annotation of a GenBank genome assembly.